Molecule: messenger RNA, 3604 nt
Organism: Bombus pascuorum
Lineage: Eukaryota; Metazoa; Arthropoda; Insecta; Hymenoptera; Apidae
Gene: CNBP
Product: CCHC-type zinc finger nucleic acid binding protein
Exons: 3
Coding region: 193-660 (155 amino acids)
Molecular function (GO): zinc ion binding; nucleic acid binding
Source: RefSeq, a predicted model, not a curated record
GUAGCUACGAUUGGCUGGCUGAUCUUCCUUCCCGUAGUCAAUGGUCGCCGCAGUCAUUCGGCUGAGUAUCGGUUCGAGUUUUCCCAGGAAAACAGUACUUCCCGCGGACCCAUUGUUCCUGACGUGUCGGUAAAGACCAACGAAAGGAGGAUUUAUUGUGCGAUUCCAUCAAGCACCGGAGAUUUAUAGAAAAUGAGUUCAAGUGCUUGUUAUAAAUGUAACCGAAUGGGUCACUAUGCACGGGAGUGUCCACAAGGUGGUGGAGGUGGAGGUAGAGGCGACCGUGGCCGUGAUCGAGAAGGUGGCUUUGCCCGUGGUCGUGACAAGUGCUACAAGUGUAACCAAUUUGGACACUUUGCACGAGAAUGUAAAGAAGAUCAAGACCUUUGCUACCGUUGCCAAGGUGUAGGGCACAUUGCAAAAGACUGUCAACAGGGGCCUGAAAUGAGCUGUUACAACUGCAACAAGACUGGUCAUAUGGCGCGUAGCUGCCCCGAAGGUGGUAAUGAUUCUGGACGUUUUGGAAUGCAAAGUUGCUAUAAUUGUAAUAAAACAGGUCAUUUUGCUCGUAACUGCACCGAAGUCGGAGGAAAAGCAUGCUAUACUUGUGGCAAGCCUGGUCAUUUAAGCCGUGAAUGUGAUCAGGAUGACAGAAAGUAGGAGAUAACCGGAAUCCGUGCCGCUCGCUUAACGAUAAGCCGUUUACCGUCGCGCGCGCUACUACCGGGGAUUGUAGCUAGGUAGGGAUGUGCGAACGUAUGUCUCGUUGAUGCGUAUAAUUGCUAAAAAUGAGUUUUGUCAUAGUCGUUCGAAUUUCCAUCUCUCCAUGCCCAACUCCCGGAAGCCCAUUUUAUUCCUAGUUUCCCUCCCCUUCUACAUGUCGUUGUUCUCUUCGCAAGGGUUUUUUCUUAUGAUGUCUCUGUUUUUUUUUAUUUUUUUUAUUUUAUUGCUGUUACAUUACACUAUACAUGCGUGCGCGCGCACAAAGUACAUUUACACAUAGAACACAUCCAGCAUUACAUGAAUACACACUAUACGAUGUAAUAAUAUUAUAAACAUUCGAUUGAAUUAGAGUAGAGACAUGAAUCCUCUGUCCCCUGACCUUCAAACUAUCUCGUACGCGUAUUAUUUUGUGAUGCAAGAUGUAUGGAUUCUUAAUAUAUUUCAUAAAAGAAAUUUUACAAGUGCAGCAUUUAUGACAUAUUUUGUCAGCUUCAGCUGAUGGAAUUUGAGAUAUUUGUUGGUAAUUCAUAUUGAGGGAGGAAAUAUUAUCAGUCCAUUGAAUUAUAAAUGGAUAGCCGUUUGACAUAAGAAAGGGAUAUAUAAUGACUACGAAAAAAAUUGUAAUAAAUCAAAUUUAUGUUCCUUUCUCACAUCCACGCAUCUUGUAUCCGGUCCUCCCUCUCGAACUCUCUAGCAACUCGAGUUAAGGUGAAAAAAAAGUUCAGAAGUAAUGGGAAAGGAAGUGAACAUGCCGGCCCUGAAUACAUAUAAGUAAGGUUUAGUAACGCCAAUUUUUAAUGUGUAAGGAUGUAAUGAGGAUCGUUGAAUUAUUAUUUUAUAACAGACCUAGUUUCAGACAUCAACAAAAGUUGCACAAUUGUAAGAUUGUCAGUGUUUACGAGUUUAUAUACAGUUAUACUUGAAGUAUCAUCUUAGAUUCUCAUAAAACAGGGCAAAAUAUAUGUGCUUCGUAUGUCAGAUUCUUUAAGCGAAAAUGAAUGCAAUUACCUCGGUGUGGUCGUCAAUGAUCAUCACAACGUAUAUAUGUAUAUAUACAUAUAAACACAGAGGUCUAUACAAGUUUGCACAUUUUGUAUGUACAAUCAUAAUUGUUAUGCAGGUGGUCACCAUUGUUCAUAUUGUCAGUGAUUGUUAUGAACUUUCAAAGGAUGCAGUUGCACUUUGCCUUAGUAUAUCCUUACAUAUGGUGAAAUAUUUCGUUACUAGGUAUAUGUAUAUAUAUAUAUAUAUGCGCAUAUGUGUAUACAUAUAUACAUACAUAUGUGCCAGGAGCUGUAUUUUGUACUGUAAAAAGCUAGAUAUACUCUGGUCGUUGCUGGUGACUAAUUCCGAUGAUUCUCUUAUUUAUACAUCACAGAAAAAAAAAAGGAACAAAUUAUAUUUUCAUGUAUAAAGUAUUAAAUUAAUCUUUUUUAUAAGUUGUAGAACGAAAUUUUAUAGAUACAAUUUGUCUAGUAAUUUUUUUUCUUGUCGAGCACAUUUACUGAAAAUCAUGAGGUGAUAAAAAAGAAAAGAAAAGAAAAUGUUGCGGAUUUGGAAAUAUCUUUCCGAACAUGGUACUAGCAGACUAUUAUGUUAUUACAAGUACAAAGUAUGCAAGAUUUUUUCUAAAAAAAGAAAAAUGAAAAAAGAAAGAAGGUGAUAAAAGGAUAUGAACGUGUCUAAUGACAAACGAAAUAGACUGCAGUUAAAUUCGAGAACGGUGAUGCCGUGUUUAUAAAUGCGAGCAGUGUUGUUGGGAUAUAUAAAUUGAUUAAAUCCCUAAUAUUUUGAUUGAAAAUCGUUCUACCGAACGAACGGUUCAAUUUAAAUUAAGAUCGUUCACGGAUCUAUGUUUAGUCUAGGUAGAUUUGGCGUGAACAUGUCGUGCACGCGUCCGUUCAUGUACAACUUUUAAUGAAUAUUCUUUUUAAAAUUAUUCAGUAGAUGAUGACCACGAAUGGCCACGUGCACUACGUGUAUACAGGAAAAUUGAUGCUUUUACCAGCAGCGACAAUGUGUAUUAAUGUUCAGAAGCCAGGCGUGCCUGACUUGGUGGAACUAAAGAAAAGCGCCUUGUGCGUUGUGUAUCGCGUAGUAGAGGUGUCCUGCAACAUUUUAUACACUUAACUGUUCGGGACUUAAACCGAUCUCAUACAUGAUUUUGGUAGUUGUAAUCAGUGCAUUAGUGCGUCUGACGAGAUUUGGAGGAUCAAAAAAAUUGUAUUUCGCUAAUGAACCGUAAUGGAUCUUUGGUGCUUUCAUUGGAUACAUGAGUUGUAAAGGGACGACCGAGUAAAAAUCCGUGUAAGAAAGUAAUUUUGUUCUUUGUUUCUGUAACCGUUAUGUUAUACGAUUUCAAUGUGUAUAUGCACACGGGUAUAUAAUAUAUAUAAUAUAUAUAAUAUAUAUAUAUAUAUAUAAAAUAUAUACUAUAUAUAUAAUAUAUUGUGUAAAAAGAAAAAUAGAGACAAAAAGGAAAACAACCGAUGUCUUACUAUGUAGGAUGUCCGUGAAAGGGAAAGCACACUUUGAGGAUAUACGAUUUAGAUGUGGGGUUCAUUGGUGGCACCGGAGGUUCAGACGAGCAUUAAAAAGAGUGCGAAUAGGGCACCUGCGCUUUUGUCUCUGCUACAAGACUUACGUACGAAUAUUGUAAAGAAUACGACUGUUACAGUGUAUGAACUAAUUCGAUCCGUGUACGGCCGAAUCACGGCUCGACUUAUAUUAAUCUAUUAAUACUUAAAGGAAGAAGAUGAAGAAGAGGAUGAAGAGGAAGAAAAAAAAUAAGCUGCAAAGUAAUAAAGGAUUGCGGAGUAUUUGAAGUUAUGUUUUUAAACUGAAUUUUUGAAAUAGAAUGUGUACGGAGAGGCAAAGACGA